UGCUCUGUUUCGAAAAAAAAAGAGCUUGCCUGGUCAAACCAACUUCUCUUCUCUCUUACAAAAAAAAUUAAGUUCUUCCUCUUCUUUCACAUCAAGAACUCUUUCUAUAUCUUCUUGUUUCGUCUUUAACACCAAUAAAGAAUAGCUUCACCUUGGAUCAUUUCUGAAGGAAAUGGAUAGCGAGGUAUCAAGAACCGGGGAGAUAACAAAAGAUUCGGAGCAGACUGAUUUACCACCUGGCUUUAGAUUUCACCCAACAGAUGAAGAACUCAUAAGUUACUAUCUGAGACCAAAGGUUCUAAACACCUUCUUCUCCGCUAUAGCCAUUGGUGAAGUUGAUCUCAAUAAGGUUGAACCAUGGGACAUACCAUGGAAGGCUAAGAUUGAGGAAAAAGAGUGGUACUUCUUCUGCUUAAGAGAUCGGAAAUACCCGACCGGUUUAAGGACGAACCGGGCUACUAAGGCCGGUUAUUGGAAAGCUACAGGCAAAGACAAAGAGAUCUUCAAAGAAAAAUCUCUUGUUGGUAUGAAGAAAACUUUGGUUUUCUACAAAGGAAGAGCUCCUAAAGGAGUAAAAACCAAUUGGGUCAUGCAUGAAUAUCGCCUAGAAGGCAAAUAUGCAAUCGACAAUAAUCAUAAAACUGCUAAGAACGAAUGGGUUAUUAGUAGAAUUUUCCAGAAACAAGCAGAUGGUAAGAAGAUGCAUAUCUCCAGUUUAAUGAAGCUCGGUUCAGGGAUCAACCAAUUUGAACCGGUCGGUUUACCUCCCCUGAUGGAUUCUUCUCCAUACCUCAAGAGCGGAGGAGGAGACACUUUCGCCUGGUCGUUGUCUCACGUGCCAUGCUUCUCCGACCAAACAACCGAGGACAAGAGUCACCUCUCCGAGUCAAGAGAUGAAUGUAACUUUACCAUGUUUGGUUCUUCAUCGACUCACUUGUUGAUACCGAACAUUGGUUCUAUACUACACUCUGAUCCUGUGUUUAUGCAAGAUAAUUCUUCGAUAUUGAAGAUGUUGCGUGACAGUGAAGAAACACCGUUUAAGAAAGAUCUCCAGGAUUUCAGUACAUCGGAGAACGAAUUAACCGCGAGUUCUUGGCACGGUCACGAUAUUUCUGGUUCAGCAGCUCCGGUUGAGAUGGAUUGCUUUUGGAAUUUCUGAAUUUGGAAAGUGUAACAUAUCAAAAUUGGGGUGUAUAUAUGGGGAAAACAAUUAUAGGGUUUUUUUUUUUUGAUCAA
Messenger RNA from Brassica oleracea var. oleracea, 1236 nucleotides. RefSeq names its product NAC domain-containing protein 59-like. The transcript has 3 exons. Gene Ontology annotation, biological process: regulation of DNA-templated transcription. Gene Ontology annotation, molecular function: DNA binding. The record is from RefSeq and is a predicted model, not a curated record. NCBI's taxonomy places the organism in Eukaryota, Viridiplantae, Streptophyta, Magnoliopsida, Brassicales, Brassicaceae. The coding region runs from base 173 to 1159 and encodes 328 amino acids.